Molecule: messenger RNA, 461 nt
Organism: Funneliformis caledonium
Lineage: Eukaryota; Fungi; Glomeromycota; Glomeromycetes; Glomerales; Glomeraceae
Source: the annotation of a GenBank genome assembly
GACUCUCAAGGACCUCAAAGACUACAUAUGAACCACCGGCAUUUGAGAAUGAUGGGACAGUGUUAAACUUCAUUAACGAUAAGGAUAGAUAUUAUUUUAGGAACGAUGUCGCAUUCUGGGAGAUGUUGCGGACGCUAGUGACGAAGAAGAGCUUCAAGUUUAUUAUCCUCAUUGAGACUCCCUCGAAACUAUUUAACGAAUGGACCUUCCCAAAAGUGUGCGAACUGUACGGGCUUAGUGAUAACUCAAAUCCUAGUAUUGAUGUCUAUCCCGUUUUCGAUUGUGGUAGCGCUAGCACUAAGGAGGAAAAGUAUAAAGAAGCGUUGCGUAAACUUUUUGACGAAUUGGAAAAUCAUGUCGCGAUAACCCUGAUUAACUGCCCGAAAAGUUGGUUGAAGGUAAAAACGAGCGCAGAAAUCUUGACUACGGUAUUGGAUCACGUACAACCUGGAGAACAAUCG